GUUAGUCGUGCGUCGAGAGUCGUGGAAGGUGCUCUUGCUUGGACGGUUCUCGAAUCUCUGGAAGGCCAGCAAUGGGUGCUACAAAGGACGACAAGACGCUUUUGGGGUCUGAGAACCUGAUCAUCGAGAUGGACGAGGGGAAGAAGAAGUGGCCCAAGCAGUUCUCCUGGUACUUUGCCCCCACCUAUCUCCUCUUCUGGGUAGGGCUCUUCUUCUCCGUCAUCUACCCACUCUUCCAGGCCCUGCCCACCGGCAUCAGGAUCUCCGAGGAGGCGGACAAGCCGGGUCAGUUCGUGGCCGAAAGGGCUCAGGAAAUUCUAUUGAAAAUAAGCCAGAUGGGACCGCGAGUGGUGGGCGAUGUGAACAAUGAGGUCACCGUUGUGAAUCUUCUGCUCGACGAAAUUGAAAAAGUGCGACAGGUAUUACGGGAUGAUAUCUACGACAUGGAGGUGGAAGUGCAACGGGCCUCCGGUUCCUAUUUGAUCAAGGGCCUCACGAAUCACUAUCAAGGUGUGCAAAAUGUGAUCGUCAGGCUGAGUACGAAGAGUUCCAAUAGUAGUUCCUACCUUCUGGUGAACAGUCACUACGACACCAAACCAGGGUCACCAGGUGCCGGAGAUGAUGCGGCUAUGGUUGUCGUCAUGCUAGAGGUGCUACGUUUGGUGGCCAUUUCAGGGGAUCCCUUCCUGCACCCCAUUAUAUUCCUGUUCAAUGGAGCCGAGGAGCAACCGAUGCAGGGCUCUCAUGGGUUUGUCACCCAGCACAGAUGGGCUGCCAACUGCAAGGCACUUCUCAACUUGGACUCUGCCGGUGCUGGUGGACGCGAUCUGCUAUUCCAGGGCGGACCCAAUCAUCCUUGGCUUAUGGAACAUUACAGAAAUAGUGUCCCACAUCCGUUUGCUACCACUACGGCCGAGGAGAUAUUCGAGGCUGGGAUUAUACCUUCGGAUACGGACUUUAGGAUCUUUCGUGACUUUGGCGUCAUUCCAGGUUUGGAUAUGGCUGGCAUCUAUAAUGGCUUCGUCUACCACACGAAAUUUGAUCGCUACACGGUGAUAAGUCGCGACUCUUUGCAGAAUUCAGGGGACAAUUUGUUGGCCCUGGUGUGGAGUAUUUCAAAUUCUGAGGAAAUGUACGACACUGAGGCACACGCUUUGGGACACGCUGUGUUUUUCGACUUCAUUGGCCUGUUCUUUGUGCACUAUCAGGAGUCGACGAGCUUGGCCCUGAAUCUCUGCUUCUCCUUCGGAGCCAUUAUUCUGGUUUGUGUCUCCUUGUGGCGGAUGUCGAGGGUUACGGGUCAGACUAUGGGCACCUAUGCUGGGGUAUUUGGACUUCUGUUCCUUCUGGCCCUCGCAGGCGUACUACUUGCCGUGGGUUUUCCCCUGCUCAUGGCCAUCUUCUACGAUGUGGGAAAUCGCACUUUGACCUACUUCAGCAAUAGUUGGCUGGUGAUUGGUUUGUACAUUUGCCCUUCAGUGAUUGGUUUGGUUCUGCCCAUUACACUCUAUUUGACGUAUAAGAAAACUGAGAAGAUCCCCCACACCUACUACCUGCACAUAGUGGGACAUGCCAACUGCGUGCUUCUGGCCAUCUUGUGUUUGGCCACAACAGCCCUUAAAUACCGUAGUUCGUAUCUAUUCCUGAUCUCCCUCAUUUUCUACGUAGCAGCUUUGAUUAUCAAUCUGCUGACCCGUCUGCACUGUCGCGGUUAUCUUUGGGGCCUGGUACUGAUUGUCUUCCAGAUACUACCCUUCAUAUACCACGCCUACUUGUUCCACAUGUUCAUACUCAUCCUCAUUCCGAUGCUCGGUCGUUUUGGGGUCUCCACUAACCCGGAUUUACUGAUUGCUGCUUUGUGUGCCUUUGGCACUAUUCUGGCCUUGUCCUUUGCGGCUCCCCUGAUCAACAUAUUCCGGCGACCGAACUGCAUGCUGGGUGGCCUGGCAGUGGUCAUGUUUAUUUUUAGCAUGAUUUCCGUAUCGGAUGUGGGAUUCCCCUACCGCGCCAAAACAAACGUAAUGCGUGCGGACUUCAUGCAAGUGCACCGUAAGUUCUUUGAGUACAAUGGUUCCAUUAGUCUCGAGGACUCUGGCUACUAUUUCCACCUGGGCGAUCGUAACAAAGAGGCCCCUCUACGGGAUUACAUGAAUCUGACCGAUUUAGUUCUCCUGGGCGAGGACUGCGACUCGGAGUUGAUGUGCGGUAUUCCCUGCUACCGAUAUUGUAAAGCCCGGAAACAUGCACUUUGGCUGGCACGCGAGCAACCGGUGGAGCUGCCAUAUCCCACUGUUUUGGAGUUCCUCAACAAGACAGUCCUUCCCGGUGGCUAUCAGGUGCGCUUCGAAUUCCGCCUGAGCGGACCCCCCAACAUGGGCCUCUUCAUCAAGCCGCUGGACGGCGUGAGAGUGCUCCGAUGGACAUUUGCACCCGGCAUGUUGGACAACCCAGCCACCUACAGGCCACCGCUGGAGGUCAUGCUAACCUACGGCAUCGACAGCACGCCCAUCGAGUUCUUUGUGGAACUAUCGAAGGACAACGGCAACUUUAAUGAGCCCGUCUUCGAGAUGGGCGUAUCCGGGCACUACGUGAGUCCCCAUGACAAAAGGGACGCCCUCAGCGAAGAGUUCCUGGCCACACUUCCGGACUUUGCCUUCUCCAUGCAGUGGCCCAGCAGCUACGAACGCCAUAUAUUCUAGGAUAAGAAUAAGAGUAAUAGGAAUGCCAAGUCAUUGACACAUCCGAAUGGAAAA
This is a messenger RNA of Drosophila elegans, 2753 nucleotides long. Its product is annotated as endoplasmic reticulum metallopeptidase 1. The transcript is spliced from 12 exons. Gene Ontology annotation, molecular function: metalloexopeptidase activity. The record is from RefSeq and is a predicted model, not a curated record. NCBI's taxonomy places the organism in Eukaryota, Metazoa, Arthropoda, Insecta, Diptera, Drosophilidae. Gene Ontology annotation, biological process: proteolysis. The coding region runs from base 72 to 2699 and encodes 875 amino acids.